Acaulospora colombiana is the source of this 122-nucleotide messenger RNA. The record is from the annotation of a GenBank genome assembly. NCBI's taxonomy places the organism in Eukaryota, Fungi, Glomeromycota, Glomeromycetes, Diversisporales, Acaulosporaceae.
AUGUACACAAAACUUCUCUCCCACGAAUCUAUAUACUCAAAACUUCCCUCUCACGAAUCUAUAUACUCAAAACUUCCCUCUCACGAAUCUAUAUACUCAAAACUUCCCUCCCACGAAUCUAU